CCGCUUCAAAUCCUCUCCUCUAUAGUCUACUGCACUCUGACACUAUCAGAUAUCAAUUUCAGAGGCGGAGCCUGGAGGCUGGAGCUGCUUCAAGUCUUCAACUAUCUGAAUUUCUGAACUCAUCCAUUCGUUAGCGCAGCUAGAACGAAAACUGAGUAAUGGAAAGUGGAGGGAACUCCCUUCCAUCAGGGUCAGAUGGUGUGAAGAGAAAGGUUUCAUAUUUCUAUGAUCCAGAGGUUGGAAACUAUUAUUAUGGGCAGGGACACCCAAUGAAACCACACAGGAUUCGAAUGACACAUGCUCUUUUAGCCCACUAUGGAUUGCUUCAACACAUGCAGGUUCUGAAGCCUAUGGCUGCUAAAGAUAGGGACCUUUGCAAGUUCCAUGCUGAUGAUUAUGUGGCCUUUCUGAGAGGCAUCACCCCUGAAACGCAGCAAGAUCAAUUGAGACAGCUGAAGAGGUUUAAUGUUGGCGAAGACUGCCCUGUAUUUGAUGGUCUUUACUCUUUCUGCCAGACAUAUGCAGGAGGUUCUGUUGGUGGUGCUCUAAAGUUGAACCAUGGAGUAUGUGAUAUUGCAAUAAAUUGGGCUGGUGGUCUACAUCAUGCAAAGAAGUGUGAGGCUUCUGGGUUUUGCUAUGUUAAUGACAUUGUGCUGGCUAUUUUGGAACUUCUCAAAAUACAUGAGCGUGUUCUGUAUGUGGACAUUGAUAUCCACCAUGGUGAUGGUGUAGAGGAGGCCUUUUACACCACCGAUAGGGUCAUGACUGUUUCGUUUCAUAAGUUUGGGGAUUACUUUCCUGGAACAGGUGAUAUUCGUGAUAUUGGAUAUGCUAAAGGGAAAUAUUAUUCACUAAAUGUUCCCUUGGAUGAUGGAAUUGAUGAUGAGAGCUAUCAGUCCUUGUUUAAGCCAAUAAUGGGAAAGGUUAUGGAGAUUUUUAGGCCCGGUGCUGUUGUAUUACAAUGUGGUGCUGACUCUUUAUCUGGGGACAGGUUAGGUUGUUUCAAUCUUUCCAUAAAAGGUCAUGCAGAGUGUGUCAGAUAUAUGAGAUCUUUUAAUGUUCCCCUUCUAUUGCUCGGGGGAGGUGGCUAUACAAUAAGAAAUGUGGCACGUUGUUGGUGUUUCGAGACUAGCGUUGCUCUUGGGAUUGAACUAGAUGAUAAGAUGCCUCAACAUGAAUAUUAUGAAUAUUUUGGUCCUGACUAUACUCUUCAUGUUGCUCCAAGUAACAUGGAAAACAAGAACUCCCGACAAUUAUUGGAUGAAAUAAGAGCAAAACUUCUUGAUAAUUUAUCUAGGCUUCAACAUGCACCAAGUGUCCCAUUCCAGGAACGGCCACCUGAUGCAGAGCUUCUAGAGAGAGAUGAAGAUCAAGAUGAUAGAGAUGAAAGAUGGGAUCCCGAUUCUGACAGGGAGGUUGGCGAUGACAGCAAUCCUGUUCGCAGAAGGGUGAAAAGUGAAUGCGUUGAUGCUGAGGAUAAAGAUACAGAAAGUUAUCAUAAACAUCUAGAUUGUGGAAGAGAUUAUCUUACGCCUUUCAAGGAGAUUUCAUGCUCCAAGGUGUCGGGGGUGGACUCAAUGGCAGUGGAUGAACCAUGCAUCAAAGAGGAGCAGGAUAAUUUAAAAGAGCUUUCUGAUCACAGGCCAAGAUGAAGCAAUAAUAAGCAUUACUGAUCAACCUUCUCCUUGACUAGUGUCUGUCGACCUGUAAAUUAUAGUUUCCUCCUAAAGCAGUCUGGCAUGCAUUCAUCUGACGUCUGUAGUGUUUCAAAUUUUUGCUUUAUCUGGAAACUGAAGAGAUAUGGUGCAAGCUUGCCUUGGCUUUUGAUGUUUCAUAUUACUGCAAGAUGAAUGUAGUAGUUAUUUUUUCUGUAUGUUUCACUAUGGUAGCAGACUUUGUCAAGGGAGCAGCUUAUUGUUGGAUCCGUUGAGAUGAAGUAUAACAUUCAUCUUGUGUUUCUUGCAAAAAUGAUUAAACAAGCUCAUUCUUUCA
Messenger RNA from Glycine soja, 1992 nucleotides. Its product is annotated as histone deacetylase 19-like. The transcript is spliced from 8 exons. The coding region runs from base 159 to 1652 and encodes 497 amino acids. Lineage: Eukaryota; Viridiplantae; Streptophyta; Magnoliopsida; Fabales; Fabaceae. Gene Ontology annotation, molecular function: histone deacetylase activity. The record is from RefSeq and is a predicted model, not a curated record.